CACAUAUAAAACACGCGCAGAUGUCUUGACAGUACUAGUGUCCGUUCCUUUCUACGGUAAUCUGUACACUGAAGGCAUUCAUCACAUCUACCUUGCGUAGCCGAAAAAGAAUGCGUUGGCACACUUGCUCUCAGGCAUUAGCUCUCUUGCUAUUGGUGCACACUAGAUCUGUCGUUGGAAUCGACUGGAAUCAGUGUUUCAUCGACAUCAUGGAGAAUGCAAAUGCCACCAAUAAUUUAGCCGGUCUCCUCAAUCUCAACGGAGAUCCCGUGUCGAAUAUUUCCGAUGCCACAGGGAUCAGCUACUCACUGUGCACCUCCUUCUGUGGGAGCGGAUGGCAUUUCCAGUGGUCUGCAUUUGCGCAAGAUUUCAGUUCGUGGCUACUGCCAUUCCUGGCACUGAUUUCGCAGCUCCCUUUUGGGGCACAGGAUAGGUUUGAUAAUCUCAUGUCUGCUGUGUUGACUGUCGGUUCACCAGUACUUGCUGGUUACUCUCUAAUCGUCACCCUCCUUAACUCUCGCUGGAUCAACCGCCAAUUUAGACAAGCGGUGAACUAUCCAAAUUCAGGUAUCGCAGUCUCUAUUGUUAGCAGCCUUCAGCAAGUCCCACUAGAUCUACAUUCCGACCCCAUACACUUCGCAUCUCUUGUCAUCCUUCCGGAAAACGACUGCUGGUGGAAAUACUUCUCUCAGAUGGCACUGGUGGACUACUCUCAUAGUACGUGGUCAAUCGCGUCUGGGACAUCCAUCGUCUGGGUCGUCGUCUCCUAUAUCCUGUCCAUAACCAGCUAUGUCCAGUCAUCAACAAGCUUAAGUGGUGUUGCAAGCAAUGUAGCCGACGGGGGAGCCACUGGUUCAAUGUGGCUGUGGUUGAUUUCAAUAGUCGUCGGAUGGCUGUUACUAUCCCCAAAAUGUGAUCACAAACGCUUAGAAAGUGCUUAUGAACAAGCCGGCCAACACGCGCGCGCAGGAACGGAAUAUGCUCAUCCACCUGCGUUCGCUGAAAAAGCUUUGACCAUAACUGCUCAGGAUAAGGAUGUUGUAUCCCCAGACGAACUCCUCACCCCCCCGGUGUUCAAUUACUCGCGUUCGCUGCAAUGGGCAUCUACAGCAGAGAAAAUCUUCCUGGCGUACAAAAAAGCAUCAGGGAAGGCUGAAGGACGUAUUCCCGUUCAUUCCGAUUCUCCUGAUGACUGGGCCGAGCCCAACGACUCCGAGUCUAAAUCUAUCCACCCCGACAAUCGACAUGGGUCCGAUGACCAAAUCAUUGCUUAUUGUGCCGCACAACCUCGCAGCCGCUGGGCGCCUGGCGUGUUCACAAGAAUGGCUCAAGCGUCAUGUGCUUCGCUUGCAUUACAAUGGGGAACAGUUGGAGGAGCGAUUAUGAUAGAGUGGUUCACUCCUACGAUAGGCUUGGGGUGUCGAUCUCUGGGUUACCUCAUUUAUGGAGCCGUGUCGACUGCUAUUUGGAUAAUGCUCCUGAUAUCCAGUGUUCUCGCCCACUACUCCGGACCUCGUUCCUCCUCUCAAGCGUUACCGGCACGUGUUGCUCUGGUGUUCUCGCACUUGCUGCGAUGGAUGGGCAAACUGUUGGCUAUUGCAAACUCCAUCUGGGUGAUCGUGACGUGUAUUUUCCAGUAUUCCUACUUCUACGAUACAUGCUACUGCAAUUCCAGUAUGAUUAUCAGGGGAAAGACUGCUGGAUACAUGACGAUCAUGGAAACCACAGCCCAAGUUGCACAGACCAAGUCUGCCUGGAUUGGUGGCCUCGUCCUGGCAUGUGCAUCAGCGGCAGCUUUCGUGGUUUUCGUGAGUCUUUUUAUGGAUACUCUUAAGCCUGAGCCUUCGGCAUAAUUGUUGUUGCAAACGUAUAACUUAUGUAGAUAUUUUUGUUUGCCGGAAGCUAUCUUUUACCAACGUUGGCCCUUGUGCAAUAUACCUUUGACUUACUUGUUCCGAUUCACAUCUAACUCCUGAUUACACUCAUUAGUUUAUCCUUUCCGAGUCUACAGGACCUUACCACCCACUCCGCCUCUUACAGAUUCCUUUCCGCGUCUCCCCGAUACCAGCUUGUACAUACUAGCUUAUAUAGUAUACAGCCCUUAGGAGUAGCGCUACGUUAGUGUUUUUGGACCCUCAAUACUAUCCAGCUGGACUUUCAAGCUGCC
Suillus clintonianus is the source of this 2167-nucleotide messenger RNA. RefSeq lists its product as uncharacterized. Bases 111 to 1853 code for a protein of 580 amino acids. The transcript has 4 exons. The record is from RefSeq and is a predicted model, not a curated record. Lineage: Eukaryota; Fungi; Basidiomycota; Agaricomycetes; Boletales; Suillaceae.